This is a messenger RNA of Panonychus citri (citrus red mite), 2776 nucleotides long. Its product is annotated as ABC transporter G family member 23-like. The record is from RefSeq and is a predicted model, not a curated record. Gene Ontology annotation, molecular function: ATP hydrolysis activity; ABC-type transporter activity; ATP binding. Lineage: Eukaryota; Metazoa; Arthropoda; Arachnida; Trombidiformes; Tetranychidae. The transcript has a single exon. Bases 274 to 2616 code for a protein of 780 amino acids. Gene Ontology annotation, cellular component: membrane.
UUUCUUUCUCUUUUCCUUUCUCUUUUAUUUACCUGAGUUUCUGGCUAACGAAAGGGGAAGAUAAGUAUUACUUAUCAUCAUCACAAUCGUCAUUCGUCAGUUGCUUUGUCUCUCAUGUUAAUUAUUUCGCUCAACAAUUAGUGAGAAACUUGAUUGUUCACGACUAAGUUGAAACUUCAUUCUGUUGGUCACAUUGAUUUGAAUCGUUUUCAUCUUAAUCAUGAUUAAUUGAUUAAUCUGUUUAAUUGAUCAACAAAAGUUAAUUUUGUGAACAUGCCGAUCGACACAACUCUAAAUGAUUGUGAUGAAAAUAGUAACUACAUUGAUCCAAACAAUAAUAGUGAUAAAAUUGAAGUAAAUAACAACAAUGAGAUUAAUGUCAAACCAAAUAUCUACAAUCAGAUUAGUUUAAAUGAUUCACUUUCAAUUGAUUUUGACAUUGGUGAUUUUAAUGAAGAUAAUCUUUAUUAUCCUGAUCCAAUACGAUCUUGGCUCGCUGAAGACGCCAACUUGGCUGUUCGAGCUCGAAAUGUUUGUUACACUUAUGGAUCAGGUACGAAUACAACUUGUGUACUUAACAACUUGUCGAUUUCAGUUCCUGUCGGUACUAUUUAUGGCCUUUUGGGUCCGAGUGGGUGUGGUAAAACAACUUUAUUGGGUAUUAUUUCGGGUCUCAUGAAACCAGAAUCAGGACUGGUCAAGGUUUUUGGACAAACUCCUGGUUCGAGGGAAUCAGGUAUGCCGGGUUCUGCCCUGGGGUAUAUGCCACAAGAUACUGCUCUUCAAACUGAUCUAACAGUUUAUGAAACUCUUUGGUACUUUGGUCGACUCUUUUUCAUCCCGACACCAGUUCUAAACAAACGAAUUGAAAGGCUGAUAGAAAUGCUUGAUAUCCCCUAUCCUAAUAAAUUAGUGUCCAGCCUUUCGGGUGGUCAAUCACGUCGAGUCUCAUUGGCCUGUUCAAUUAUCCAUCGGCCAAGAUUAGCCAUUCUGGAUGAGCCGACGUGUGGAGUUGAUCCACUAUUGUGUCAUCGAAUUUGGCAAUUGAUGUACAAAUUUUCAUCGGAGGAAAACAUGACCAUAAUUAUUACCACUCAUUACAUCGAGGAAUGUCGGAAGGCGGGAAUUGUGGGCUUCAUGAGGGCUGGGGAAAUAUUGGAAGAGGACAGUCCACAGGCACUAAUGGAUCGCUAUCAAACUGCUUCACUUGAGCAAAUGUUUUACAAAAUUUGCUUCUCACAGAAACGUCGAAAUACAAUAAUCCGUCGUCGAUUGUCCAGCAAAGGUCCAACAAUCGCACCAGAUGAUAAACAGCGAGAUUUCAAUUCCCCUUACAAAAGUCACCGUGUAUCUCAUCCAAUUCAUUCAUUUUUCUCAUCAAUUUAUACUCUCACUUGGCGAUACUUGAUGCAAAGUUUGCGAUCUCCGAUUUACAUUUUAUUACUCUUCGUCUUUCCAAUCUGUUCACUCGCCAUAAUGUACAUUUGUGUAGGUCAUUCUCCAUUCGAUGUUCCUAUUGGCUGGGUCACUGAUGAUCCAUCCGAUUAUUCAGGGCUUCAUGUUCGAGAGUCUAAUUACUCGAUUGGUUGGCAAACUCAUCGAAUUCCUUACUAUCCUCAAGAACUUUAUGAUGCUAUUGAUCAUAAAGUUCUGAAGAUAAUUAAAUACUCUUCUCUCGAAGACGCAAUAACCGAUGUGAGAAGUUUAAAGUUAAAAUGUGUUGUACACAUGCGACAGUUUUUCUCAGCCUCAUUUCACGAUCGAGUUGAUAUGUUCUCUCAGAAGUCCGUUGAAACUGACACCAUUUCACGAGGAACCAUUUGGGUCUUUGCCGAUCUCUCCGAUCAGUUCAUGUUGACCACUGUAACUGCUUCCAUUGAACUUGCGCUACUCAAGAUUUUCAAUUCAACGGCUCCCGCUUUUAACAGUUCGUAUAUUCAGAGGCAAUUGCCUGUGGCCAUUGGAGAUCCGGUUGAGGGUGGAAUCGAAAAUAUGUUCAAGUUGAAUGUAUCUGAAUAUCUAACACCGGGACUCAUUGUAUCUACUAUAUUCGCAUGUGCAUUUGCAAUCUCAUCGCUGGCACUCAUUUCUGAAUCGAAGGAUAAAAUGUUUGUCCGUAAUUAUGCCACCGGCCUUUCAGCGGGUCAAAUUGUUUUCUCUCAAAUAAUCUCUCGAUUUAUCUUCCUUUCCGUUAACGGAGCUCUCUUCCUCUUCGUCAGUGUUUUCAUCUUCGGUAUUCCUUGUCGAGGUUCAAUCUUUAUUGCGAUCUUCCUUAUCUGGCUUCAAGCGUUAGCUGGAUGCGCAACGGGAAUGUUGUUCGGCUCAAUGUUCCCCGACUUUGAAUCGGCUCUUUACGUCUCUCUUGGUACUUUUGUAUUCAUCACAUCGAUUUCAGGGCUUUUUUGGCCGAUUGAAGCGCUUCCAUAUUACAUUAAACCGAUUUCGUUUAUUUCACCCUUUACCGAAGCAGCGAUCGCGUUGAGAAACGUUAUGAUGAAAGAGAGUCAAAAUUUCCAAGUUAAUAUUCAACCUGGAAUAACAACUUCGGUCGCUUGGAUUUGGGCCAUGAUGCUGGGCUCAACGCUGUUCCUUCAACGACGAGUAUUCGCUUCCUGAUAACUUUUCGUUCAUCAUAAUUAUGCCUCAGGAUCGAUUUCGAUCACAGUUCCCUCGCUUCCACUCGACUCUUCGUCCUUUUCACUUGACUUUUCAUCUGUAAAAUAAAAAUCGAACGAAUAUUAAUAAAUUGAUUCUCGAUAAUCUUUGUUAUCCAAAA